AUGUAUCUUAUUGCGUUAUUAUCAAAAAGUAACGUUCAGAACUUUUUUGGGGAGACUGCAAUGAGAUUUAAUGUUCAUUUGCUAUUACACGCAGUUGAAUUUGUUCGUAAAAGUGGCCCAUUGUGGGCAAAUUACGCAUAUCCUCACGAAAGUAACAUUCAUUUUUUAAAAAUGCUUAUUAACGGUGCUAAA
Messenger RNA from Cotesia congregata, 192 nucleotides. The record is from the annotation of a GenBank genome assembly. Lineage: Eukaryota; Metazoa; Arthropoda; Insecta; Hymenoptera; Braconidae.